AGUACCAUAGAGCGCUUCCUGCCCGGCGCAGAGCGGCGGCCGGAAAGGGCCGCUCAUUGUUGGCGCUGGAGGACCCGCGAGGAGGCCGCGAGUGGUGCCCGGUGCCCCGCGGCGGUGAAGAUGCCGGACCGGGACGGUUACACCACCGGCGGCAGCGGGGAUGAGGUGGGAGCCAACGCCGACGACAUCUGCCGGGAUUUCCUGCGGAACGUCUGCAAGCGCGGGAAGCGGUGCCGGUUCCGCCACCCCGACAUCAGCGAGGUCACCAACCUGGGCGUCCGCAAGAACGAGUUCAUCUUCUGCCACGACUUCCAGAACAAGGAGUGCGUCCGCCUCAACUGCCGCUUCAUCCACGGCACCAAGGAGGACGAGGACUGCUACAAGAAAACCGGGGAGCUGCCCCCGCGCCUGCGCCAGAAAGUGGCGGCCGGGCUGGGCCUGUCCCCCGCCGACCUCCCCAACAGCAAGGAGGAGGUGCCCAUCUGCAGGGACUUCCUGAAGGGCGACUGCCAGCGCGGGGCCAAGUGCAAGUUCCAGCACCUGCAGCGGGACUUCGAGUACGAGGCGCGGGGCAUGGCCCCCCGGGAGCAGGGCAUCGUGCCCCCCGCCCGCCGCUACGACCCCUACGACGCCAUCUACGACCCCGACCGCUACGACGACCACGAGCCGGUGCUGAAGCGGCGGCGGGCGGACGGGCUGCACUUGGAGGGCUACGAGUACAGCUUCGCCAGCCCCCGGACCGUGGAGUACCGGCUGCUGGAGGAGGAGAACGUCCUGCUGAGGAAGCGCGUGGAGGAGCUGAAGAAGCAGGUGAACAACCUGCUGGCCACCAACGAGGUCCUGCUGGAGCAGAACGCGCAGUUCCGCAACCAGGCCAAGGUGAUGACGCUGAGCUCCACCCCCACGGCCACCGAGCAGACUCUGGCCCCCACCGUGGGCACCGUCACCAACUACAACCACAGCAUCGCCCAGACCCACACCACGCUCAGCAGCCAGGCCCUCCAGCCCCGGCCCGUCUCCCAGCAGGACCUGGUGGCUCCCGCCGGCGCCCAGGCCGCCCCCCCCGCCAACGCCGCCCCCCCCAUGAACCCCGAAAUCACCCCCCUCUCCGCCGCCCUGGCUCAGACCAUCGCCCAGGGCAUGGCCCCCCCCGUCUCCAUGGCGCCGGUGGCCGUCUCGGUGGCCCCGGUGGCCGUGUCCAUGGCGCAGCCCUUGGGGGGCAUCACCAUGAGCCACGCCACCACCCCCAUGGUCACCUACCCCAUCGCCUCCCAGAGCAUGAGGAUAACGGCCAUGCCACACUGACCCCCCCGGCGGUGGUGAGGAGGGGGGGGCCGGGGCAUCCGGCCGGACUGUGACCCCCCGAGACUGAGCCUGGGGGCAGCAGGAGGAUGAGGAGGAGGAGGAGGAGGAGGAGGAUGAGGAGGACAGGCAGACCCCCCCCAGCCUGCGGUGGGGGCUUUCGGGGGGCACAGUGACCCCCCCAGACUCGGUGCCUGGCUCUGGCCCCCGCUGCGCAGGGGGUGGUGGAUGAGACGUUGAUGUGGGGGGGGUGUGGGGGUCGGACGUGGCCCCCCCGCAGCCGGGGCUGUGUCCUGGUGGGGGGCAGUGGCUCCCCCAGCCCUGUAACCUUUUCAGCUAUUAAAAAAAAAAAAAAUCC
This is a messenger RNA of Calypte anna (Anna's hummingbird), 1660 nucleotides long. It is a transcript of the gene ZC3H10, whose product is annotated as zinc finger CCCH-type containing 10. NCBI's taxonomy places the organism in Eukaryota, Metazoa, Chordata, Aves, Apodiformes, Trochilidae. Gene Ontology annotation, molecular function: metal ion binding. The coding region runs from base 121 to 1305 and encodes 394 amino acids. The record is from RefSeq and is a predicted model, not a curated record. The transcript has 2 exons.